Molecule: messenger RNA, 279 nt
Organism: Eimeria mitis
Lineage: Eukaryota; Apicomplexa; Conoidasida; Eucoccidiorida; Eimeriidae
Exons: 1
Coding region: 1-279 (92 amino acids)
Source: RefSeq, a predicted model, not a curated record
AUGUCACGAGCCACGUUCCCUCGUCGUCUGCAGCAGCAGCAGCAGCAACAGCAGCAGCAGCAGCAGCAGCAGCAGCAGCAGCGGGAGGAAGAGCAGCAGCAGCAGAGAGAGAGCGGCAGCAGCAGCAGCAGAAGUAGAAACAAAAGCCGCGAGAUUAAACCAAAUUAUAUAUUGAUUGCUACAUAUUCUGCUGCAGCAGCUGCUGCUGCUACUGCUUCUGCUGCUGCUGCUGCUGCUGCUGCUGCUGCUGCUGCUGCUGACCUGGCUAGAACAGUGUAG